AUGGGCCGCUAUGUUAGUAGUAACGAAGGCAUGUGGCGUAUAUUUUCGUUUCCAAUACAUGAACGACAUCCUACUGUUGUUCACUUGGCCGUACAUUUGGAAAAUCGUCAUUCGUCAAAUGCUAAACAAAUACGAACAUUAUUUUCUAUAAUUUUGUCUACAUGCUUCCCAUCAGCACCGACUGAUUUAUGGCAUAAAUACAAAGAUCAUAUAGCGGAAGAUAUAUUCUAUCAGAUGCGUCUUAGAACAUCGAAUGCAGAUUUGCAAAUGAACGAAGAAAUUCACAAUGAAGCAUUAAUUUUAAUUGAGGACAUGUGCUUGAUGCUUACCAACAAUGUAUUAAUACAAAUAGGAAUGAUAGGACCCAAUCGUCCAAUGUUCGACUCAUUUGAUCAAGAAUUGAGACGCGAAGCCCAAUACGAUUCCGAAACAUUACGAGAAAUGGUUGAUAGAACAGUUCCCCUUUUAAAUCAACAACAAAAAUAUGCUUACGAUACGCUCAUGAAAGUAGUGUUAUCAUUGAUUUUGGCAACAAUUCGGUCGCAAAAUGGAAUUGCACUAGCCCUAGCUUCAUCAGGUAUUGCAGCUACGUUGUUGGAAGGCGGUCGAACAGCUCAUUCAAUUCUCAAGCUGCCGUUAAACCUUCAAAUUAAUGAAACUCCAGCUUGCAACCUUUCGAGGAAUUCUGCGAUUGCCAAAGUGCUGCAGCAAACAAGACUGAUAAUUUGGGAUGAAUGUACGAUGGCACACAAAAAAUCUUUGGAGGCAUUAGAUCGCUUGAUGCAAGAUUUACGAAAUAACAAAAGCCGGUUUGGUGGUGCAAUGAUACUAUUGGCAGGUGAUUUUCGACAAAUAUUGCCAGUUGUUCCACGCUCAACGCCAGCUGAUGAACUGAAUGCCUGUUUGAAGUCGUCCAUUUUAUGGAAAUACAUUAAAACACUUAAAUUAAGUAUAAACAUGAGAGUCGAAUUACAGGAAGACCAGUUUGGAGAAGUGUUUUCCAAACAACUGCUCGAUAUUGGUAAUGGUAUUAUUGCUGUUGAUGCAUCACCUGGAUACAUUACCUUCCCUACCAACUUUUGUAACUUUUGUGAAUCAAAGACCGAACUCAUGGAGAUGGUUUUCCCAAACAUUGCUCAAAAUUACGUAAAUCACAUUUGGUUAAGCGAACGUGUUAUAUUGGCCGCAAAAAAUGUUGAUGUGAAUGAAAUGAAUUUUCAUAUUCAAGAGAAAAUAGCUGGCGAAUUGAAGAAUUACAAAUCAGUUGAUUCCAUUACUAAUGAAGAUAAAGUUGUCAAUUAUCAAACAGAAUUUUUAAAUUCGCUGAAAUUGCCCGGCUUACCACCUCAUAAUCUGCAAUUAAAAAUCGGAUAA
Bactrocera neohumeralis is the source of this 1374-nucleotide messenger RNA. RefSeq lists its product as uncharacterized. The transcript has a single exon. Gene Ontology annotation, molecular function: DNA helicase activity. Gene Ontology annotation, biological process: telomere maintenance; DNA repair. Bases 1 to 1374 code for a protein of 457 amino acids. The record is from RefSeq and is a predicted model, not a curated record. Lineage: Eukaryota; Metazoa; Arthropoda; Insecta; Diptera; Tephritidae.